AGGGGCUGGGGGCCCUUUCUUCUCCCUCCCUUUCCUUUUCCCCGGGACCAGUGUCCCGUGCUGCCCGUGGGCUCCCUCCCUGUGAGCCACUGAACCGGUGGACAGGGCCCGGCGGAGCGGUGCCCGGCCCGGGCCCGGCCCGUUUCCUGGGCGGGAGGCAGGGUCGGGCCUCGCUUCAGCCGCAGCCAGGCUGCUCCUGCCCGUACAGGUGCUGCGGCAGCAACCAGGAAUGCGGGCAGGCUGACUCACCGGAGCCCUCCUACCUGGGCUGGGACCAGGCCGGGCCCGUGCUCGCCCCCCACCUUCCUGCCGCUCCCUCCUCCUCCCUCUUCUCUGUUCCCUCCUCUUCCCACCCUUAAACUACACACACGCAAACACACUUGCACAUACGCACACCCAGACACGGGAGCGGCGGUACUGGGCAGCGGGGGAGAUCGGCGGAGUGGAAGAGGCGGAGUUCUCGUGCACAGGAGGAAGAGGAUGGGCGGGCAGCACCUGGGGGCACUGCUCCGGCUGCUGGUCUGGGCCUGGCUCUGUUACAGUUGCCAAGCCAAUCGCUGCAAGUCCAUCCCGGUGAAGAACUGCACCGAAUGCAUCCGUUUGGACAAGGACUGUGCCUACUGCACGGAUGAGGAGUUCCAGGGCCAUCGCUGCAACACACGGGUGGAGCUGGAGGACGCGGGCUGCGGGGCGACCAGCGUGCUGACAAUGGAGAGUAGCUACUACAUCCUGCAGGAAAAGAAAAUCGACAUGUCCCUGAAGCGGAGCCAGGUGUCCCCGCAGCGGGCGACCCUGAGGCUGCGGCCCGGGGAGGAACGCCAGCUGCAGCUGCAGGUGUUUGAGCCGAAGGAGAGCCCCAUGGACCUCUACAUCCUCAUGGACUUCUCCAACUCCAUGUCCGACGAUCUGGACAACCUCAAGAACAUGGGCCAGAACCUGGCCGAGGUCCUGCAGGAGAUGUCUGAUGACUACACCAUCGGCUUCGGCAAGUUCGUGGACAAAGUGAGCGUACCGCAGACGGACAUGCGGCCAGAGCGGCUGAGGGAGCCCUGGCCCAACAGCGACCCCCCCUUCUCCUUCAAGAAUGUCAUCAGCCUGACCAGCGACUUGGAGGAAUUCCUCACCAAAUUGCACGGGGAACGCAUCUCUGGCAACCUGGACGCCCCCGAGGGCGGCUUCGACGCCAUCUUGCAGACGGCCGUGUGCAAGAAGGACAUCGGCUGGCGCCCAGACAGCACCCACCUGCUGGUGUUCUCCACCGAGUCGGCCUUCCACUACGAGGCUGACGGUGCCAACGUGCUGGCGGGCAUCGUGAAGCGCAACGAUGAGACUUGCCACCUGGAUGCCACGGGUACUUACACCCAUUACGGUGGACAAGACUACCCCUCUGUGCCCACCCUGGUGCGCCUGCUCGGCCAGAAUAACAUCAUCCCCAUCUUCGCCGUCACCAACUACUCCUACAGUUACUACCAGAAACUGCACAAGUAUUUCCCUGUGUCGGCAGUGGACGAGUUGAAGGAAGACUCGUCCAAUAUCGUGGAGCUGCUGAGAGUCGCUUUCAACCGAAUCCGCUCCCAGAUGGACAUCCGGGCCCUAGACACACCCCGGGGCUUGAAAUCCGAGGUCUCGUCUAAAGUUUACAAGAAGUCGGAGAUGGGCUCCUUCUCCAUCAAGCGGGGGGAAGUGGGGACCUACGAAGUGAUGCUCCAGGCGGUGGACUCGGUGGACGGGAAGCACGUGUGCCAGCUGCCCGAGGGCGACCGGAAUGGCGUCAUCCACUUCAAGCCGUCCUUCUCCGACGGGUUCUAUGUCGAAACCAGCAUCAUCUGUGACGAGUGCUCCUGCGAGAAGCAAAAGGAGGUCAACUCGGUCCGCUGCAACCAACACGGGGACUUCAUGUGUGGACACUGUCUGUGCCGGGAGGGCUGGAGCGGAAAGACCUGCAACUGCUCGACAGGCUCGCUCAGCGACACGGAGCCCUGCGUGCGGGACGGGGACACCCUGCCCUGCUCGGGACGGGGAGAGUGCCAGUGCGGAAACUGCAUCUGCUACGGAGACGGCCGCUACGAGGGCCAGUUCUGCCAGUUCGACGUCUUCCAGUGCCCCAGGGCCUCAGGCUUCCUCUGCAAUGAUCGGGGCCGAUGCUCCAUGGGCCAGUGCGUCUGUGCCAGUGGCUGGACGGGCCAGAGCUGCGAGUGCCCCCUCAGCAACGCCACCUGUAUUGACAGCAAGGGGGGCCUCUGUAACGGGCGCGGCCGCUGUGAGUGCGGGCGCUGCCAGUGUGACCACAUGACGCCCUACAUCGACUCCACCUGUGAAAUCAAGCACUCAGACGGGAUGCUGCUGGGGCUCUGUGAGGACCUGCGCUCCUGUGUGCAAUGCAAGGCCUGGGGCACGGGGCAGAAGAAGGGAGAGAACUGUGAAUCCUGCAGCUUCCAGGUCCAGAUGGUGGACGAGCUCAAGAAAGGGGAAGAGGUGACGGAGUACUGCUCGUUCCGGGACGAGGAGGACGACUGCACCUACAGCUACACGGUGGACAACGAUGGGGUCCCCGGCCCUAAUGACACCGUCCUGGUGCACAAGAACAAGGACUGCCCUCCGGCCACCUUCUGGUGGCUUAUCCCGCUGCUGCUGCUGCUGCUGCUGCUCCUGCCGCUGCUGCUGCUGCUCUGCUGGAAGUUCUGCCCCUGCUGCAAGGCCUGCCUGGCUGCCUGCCUGGCCCUCUGUCCCUGCUGUAAAAAAGGACACAUGGUGGGCUUCAAGGAGGACCACUACAUGCUGCGGGAGAACCUCAUGGCCUCUGACCACCUGGACACGCCCCUGCUACGCAGCGGGAACCUCAAGAGCCGUGACACCGUCCGCUGGAAGAUCAACAACAACGUACAGCGCGCCAACUUAGCCGGCCACGCUGCUAACGCCAACCCACAGGACCUGGUUCUGUACAACCUCUCUCUGCGCCUCACCCGGAUCUACACCGAAAACCUGCUGAAGUCUGACACCCGGGAGAGUAACCAGCUGCGCCAGGAGGUGGAGGAGAAGCUCAAUGAGGUCUACGGGCAGGUCCCGGGAGUUCAGAAGUUCCAGCAGACAAAGUUUCGGCAACAGCCCAACUCCGGCAAGAAGCAGGACCUCACCAUCGUGGACACGGCGUUCUUGGCCCCCCGCUCCGCCAAGGCGGACCUGCUGAAGCUGACCGAGAAGCAGGUGGACCAAGGCUCUUUUCAAGACCUCAAGGUGGCCCCUGGAUACUACACCCUUGCCACUGACCAGGAUGCCCGGGGGAUGGUGGAGUUCCAGGAGGGUGUGGAGUUGGUGGACGUCCGGGUGCCGCUUUUCAUCCGCCCGGAAGAUGACGACGACAAGGAGCUGCUGGUCGAGGCCAUCGACGUGCCCGAGGGCACCGCCACCAUCGGGCGCCGUCUGGUCCACAUAACCAUCAUCAAGGAGCAAGCCACCGGUGUGGUGUCCUUCGAGCGGCCGGAGUACACCUUCAGCCGGACGGACCAGAUGGUGCGGAUCCCCGUGGUCCGGCGCGUCCUGGACAACAGCAGAUCCCAGGUCUCCUACCGCACGCUGGACGACACGGCUCAGGCCCAGCGGGACUACAUCCAGGUCGAGGGAGAGCUGGUGUUCCAGCCCGGGGAGGAGCGGAAGGAGGUGCACAUCAAGCUGCUGGACCCGCGGGAGACAGACUCUCUGCUGCGCGGCCUCCCGCGCUUCCGCCUGGUCCUCAGCCACCCCAAGCACGGGGCCCGGCUGGGCCAACUCCACUCCACCACCAUCUUCAUCGGAGAGUCAGACCAGCAGAACAAGGAGUUCCUCGGCCUGCCCCUGUCCUCUGCCGCCCAGUCCGGCGAGCUGGGGGUGCCCCAGAACCUCACCGCCCAGGCCUCUAGUUCCCGUACCAUCCUCUUCACCUGGCUGCCUCCCCCGGGCACACCCACCGGCUACAGGGUGAAAUAUUGGAUCCAGGGAGACUCUGAGUCAGAUGCCCAAUUUGUGGACUGCUCGGUCCCCUCUGUGGAGCUCAGCAACCUGUACCCCUACUGCGACUAUGAGAUGAAGGUGUGUGCUUUCGGACCACUGGGCGAGGGGCCCUACAGCCACAAGAUCUCCUGCCGUACCAGUGAGGAGGUGCCCAGCGAGCCCGGCCGCUUGGCCUUCAACAUCGUAUCCACCACCGUCACCCAGCUGAGCUGGGGCGAGCCGGCCGAGACCAAUGGGGAGAUCACGGCCUAUGAGGUCUGCUACGGCCUGGUCAACGACGACAACAGACCCAUCGGGCCCAUGAAGAAGGUGCUGGUGGACUCCCCCAGAAAGCGAACACUGCUGAUCGAGAACCUGCGGGAGUCACAGCCGUACCGCUACACGGUGAAGGCGCGCAACGGGGCCGGCUGGGGCCCAGAGCGCGAGGCCACCAUCAACCUGGCCACCCAGCCCAAGCGCCCCAUGUCCAUCCCCAUCAUCCCCGACAUCCCCAUCGUGGACGCGCAGGACAGAGAGGGCAACGACAGCUACCUCAUGUACAGCGACGAGGUCCUGCGCUCCCAAUCUGGCAGCCAGCGGCCCAGCGUCUCCGACGACACGGGCGGCUCCGGCUGGCAGUUCGUGCCGCUGCUGGGGGAGGAGCUGGACCUCCGCCACAUCACUUGGCAGCUGCCCGCGCAGCUGAUCCCCCGCCUGUCCGGCAGCAGCUGCCUCUCCUCCGAAGCAGACGGCAGCCUCCCCCGCAGCGUGACGCCCGGGCCGCCCCCAGAGCACCUGGCGAACGGCCGCUUGGACUUCAUGUACCCGGGCAGCGUCCACUCCCUGAACAGGAUGGUGACCAGCAGCACCUCCACCUACGGCCCCCACCUGAGCCCGCACGGUCCCCACGCCGUGAUGGGCAGCGUCUCCACCCUCACCACCCGCGACUACCAUUCACUGACCCGCACCGAGCAUUCUUCUACCCUGCCCCGCGACUACUCCACCCUCACCUCCGUCACCUCGCACGAGUCGCGCCUGGCCCCGGGGCUGCCCGACACACCCACGCGCCUGGUCUUCUCCGCCUUGGGGCCCACCUCCCUCAAGGUCAGCUGGCAGGAGCCGCAGUGCGAGCAGGAGCUGCGGGGCUACCGGGUGGAGUACCAGCUCCUGGGAGGAGGUGAGAGCCAGGAGCUGCUGAUCAACAACCCGGCCCAGACGUCCAUUGUAGUUGAAGACCUGGUGCCCAACCACUCCUACAUCUUCCGGGUGCAGGCGCAGAGCCAGGAGGGCUGGGGCCCCGAGCGCGAGGGGGUCAUCACCAUUGAGUCCCAGGUGCUUCCGCACAGCCCCCUCUGCCCCAUGCCAGGCUCGCCCUUCACCCUGAGCACGCCCAGCGCCCCCGGGCCCCUGGUGUUCACCGCCCUCAGCCCCGAUUCGCUGCAGCUCAGCUGGCAGAGGCCCCGGCGGCCCAACGGUGACAUCCUAGGCUACCUGGUGACCUGUGAGAUGGCCCGCCAAGGAGGGUCUUCCAAGACGUUCCAGGUGGAAGGGGACCAGGCGGAGAUGCGGCUGACCGUGCCGGGCCUCAGCGAGAACGUCCCCUACAAGUUCAAGGUCCAGGCCAAGACCACGCAGGGCUUCGGGCCCGAGCGCGAGGGCGUCAUCACCAUCGAGUCACAGGACGGAGGCCCCUUCACCCAGCUGGGAGGGCAGCAGACUCUGUGCCAGGAGCUCUGCACGCUGCCCGGAGAGUUCAGCACUAGCAUCCUCACCACCUCCACCACCACCCACCCUGCCACCCUGGAAACCUUCUUAACAGAUGGCCUGACCCUGGGCCCCCUGGGGCUGGAGGCUGGCGGGACCCUCACGCGGCAGGUGACCCAGGAGUUCGUGUCCCGGACCCUGACCUCCAGCGGGACCCUGACCAAGCAGACGGAGCGCCAGUUCUACCAGGCCUGAGCCCCAACCUCAGUCCUGGGAAACCUGCCUUCCUCGGCUGGGUCGCUGCUGCCCCUUGCUGGGGACCGGGGAAGUCUCAGGUGUCCUGCAGAUUCCUUUCCCUGCUGCCCUCAGCCCCCUACCUGGAGGAGGAGGGAAACAAGCCCCCACUCCCACCCCCAGAUGCAUCUGUAACCAAAAACCUGGAGCCACUGCACACUCCUUUGCACUUAAUAAACGUUUUCGCUACAA
Messenger RNA from Ornithorhynchus anatinus (platypus), 6156 nucleotides. RefSeq names its product integrin subunit beta 4 (gene ITGB4). Gene Ontology annotation, molecular function: integrin binding. Gene Ontology annotation, biological process: hemidesmosome assembly; cell migration; cell-matrix adhesion. Lineage: Eukaryota; Metazoa; Chordata; Mammalia; Monotremata; Ornithorhynchidae. The transcript has 40 exons. Gene Ontology annotation, cellular component: membrane; cell surface; focal adhesion. Bases 481 to 5925 code for a protein of 1814 amino acids. The record is from RefSeq and is a predicted model, not a curated record.